Messenger RNA from Aspergillus calidoustus, 1893 nucleotides. Lineage: Eukaryota; Fungi; Ascomycota; Eurotiomycetes; Eurotiales; Aspergillaceae. The record is from the annotation of a GenBank genome assembly.
AUGGCAGCCGAAGAAGAGCAAGCCGCACUGGCGCAAAACAAGCGCCGACACUCGGCUGUCGACGCCGAGGAGGAGAACGGAAGCAACUCAUCAGACGAUGACUUCGGUCCCGCCCUCCCCUCCGCCGAUGCGCCGAAGAAGAAACGCAGAAAGCUGCCGUUCGAGAAGGUUUACGUGAAUGCGCUCCCCGCCUCGCCGCGGUAUUCGAAAUCGCUCAUGCACAAGGAUCAGCUGUCGUUUGUCACUGUGACGCCGCAUACGGACUUUUUGAUUACAUCGUCGAUUGAUGGGGUCGUCAAGUUCUGGAAGAAGAUGGCUGUGGGGAUGGAGUUUGUCAAGGAGUUUCGCGCGCAUGCGACUGAGAUCAGGAGUGUCAGUGUGAGUGCCGAUGGGCGGAGCUUUGCGACGACGGGGUCGGAUAAGACGGUCAAAAUCUUCGAUGUCAUUACAUUUGACUUGCUCUCCAUGCUGACCCUUGAAUUCGACCCCCGGUGUGUCUGCUGGGUACAUCCCCGAGGCGCAUCGCUUCCCCUCCUCGCCGUGACCGAUGAAUCUAGCAGCACGAUCCAGAUAUUCGACGGGCGAGGCGAGAAUUCGGCCCCCCUCCACACCCUCAAAUCCAUCCACCGCAACCCUGUGGCCGCCAUCGCAUUCAACGAUGCCUACGACUGCGUCAUCUCCGCCGACGAGUCAGGAAUGAUCGAAUACUGGAGAGCGUCGGACAGCUCAUUCGAGAAACCUGACAAUGUAUUUGAGCUCAAAUCCUCUACAAACCUCUUCGAAUUCAAAAAGUCCAAGUCAACCCCGUCAUCAAUAACAAUCUCCCCCUCGGGCAAACAAUUCGCAACUGUCUCCUUCCCCGACCGCCAAAUCCGCGUCUUCGACUUCGCUACCGGCAAGCUCUACCGCAAGUACGACGAAUCCCUCUCCACAAUCACCGACAUGCAACAAGCAGGCACAGCGCUGCACACACUUGACGCCGUCGAAUUCGGCCGCCGCCUGGCCGUCGAGCGUGAGCUCGAAAACCCCGUCACCAAACCGAAGAUCAACGUCCUCUUCGACGAAUCCAACCACUUCCUCCUAUACGGCUCCCUCUACGGCAUCAAAUGUAUCAACACCUACACAAACCGCGUCGUUCGCCUUUACGCCAAGGACGAGCCCUUCCGACCCUUAAACCUCGCCAUGUACCAAGGCGCGCCGCAGAAAAAGGGCGUCGUGACGGUAUCCAUGGCCGCGUCCGCGAAUCCGCUCCUCGCAGAAGCCGAAGAGCGCGACCCCAUCCUCGUCUCCACGGGCUUCGCAAAGAUCCGCUUCUACCUCUUCACCAACGAAACCGACAUUUCCAAAUCCACCCGCGACGUCCAAAAUGAACGACCCACGGACCCGUCCUCCUCGCGGGAAUCCGCCGCAGCCCAAAAACAAGCGGAGCUCGGCACCUCCGCAAUCCUCCACACCACCCUCGGCGACAUCCACCUUCGCCUUUACCCGUCCGCGGCCCCCAAAGCCGUCGAGAACUUCACAACACACGCCCGAUCAGGCUACUACAACAACACAAUCUUCCACCGCGUCAUCCGCAAAUUCAUGAUCCAGGGCGGCGAUCCGCUGGGCGACGGGACGGGCGGCGAGAGUAUCUGGGGCGGGGAGUUUGAGGACGAGUUCUCGUCGCUGAAGCACGAUAAGCCAUAUACGCUGUCGAUGGCGAAUGCGGGGCCGAACACGAAUGGGAGUCAGUUCUUUAUCACGACGGAGAAGACGCCGUGGUUGGAUGGGAAGCAUACGGUUUUUGGAAGGGCGGUGCAGGGGUUGGAUGUUGUGCAUAAGAUUGAGAAUGUCAAGACGGUCAAGGAGAAGCCUGAGGUGGAUGUUAAGAUUGUUAGUAUUUCAGUUUCGUGA